GAUUGGGGAUUUAAGGAAGUCUCAGAAGAUGCUCUCGAGUUGCUUUCUCAGUGUUCACUGUUAGACUCUCGUGAAGAAAUCAGGGAGCCGGUCAGUGACAAUUAGAUCACAUCACUGGACAGUGAGAGGAUCGAUUCCAUCCGGACUCACUGUAGGAGACAUCACAGCUACUCAACUCAGUGUGGGUCCUGCCAGCGCGACGGUCCCAGGGGCUGGGCUUUGAUGAAGCGGGUGCAUUAUGUACAGCGUAGAAGACCUCCUGAUUUCUCACGGGUACAAGGUGUCACGGAGCAUCCCUGCGCCCCCCGGGGAUGAGCGCAAGGGCCGCCGGCAAGCCAGGAGCCACGCCAGAGCUGGCCAGGACCUGCCCAACGGGUGCGACAACGGCCGGGCCGCCCUCCCACGCAGCAAGCCGUCCCAGGGGAAGGGCCACGCGAGCACCUCAGAGAACAGCCACCACACUCCCAGAGCCCAUGGAGAGCCCCAGAGCGCUUCAGCUCCCAGAGCUCCUGAGCUGGGGUUUCAUCAUCAGCCCGCGCUAAGGGGGUCCUCUCAGCCCCAGCCUGCUCCCCACCACACCUACCGGAGAAGAAGGGGAGAGGAGGUCAGUGGCGUGCUGGGGCCAAGGGACCGAGAAGAUCUGGAGGACAGAGGAAUGGCCCAGGCGCACAGUCUGCCCGUCCCCAUGAGGGAGAGUCCGUGGGAAGUUGGAGGAAGGACAGAGAACGUGACGAAGAAGGCGGUUUGGGAAGAAGAGCUAAGAGUGGAGGGACCUGCCAAGUGGCAGAAUAUCAGCCUUGAGAGCUGGAAUCAGCCAAGGAAAUUAGGGCGGCAGAUGUCUGAUGGUGACGGGGAGAAAUUGUUUCAAGAUCUGUACCCAUUCCUGCAAGGAGGGCGAGCCCUGAAUUCCCAGAGCAAAGGGAAGUCCCAGUCCCUGCCCAGGGUUCUUUCGCCCGAGAGCCUGAGUUGCAUGGACAUUCCCAUUCCGUUAAACGAUGGGCAUUUUCCAGGUGUUCCUAAAAUGCCAUUUUAUCCCCCAAAUUGUGCACCAAAUUUGGAAUCCACAAGGAACCCCGAGAAGAGCGCCUCCUCGGCCCCUUUACCCCGGCCUAAGUUCGGGCGGCCCCUCAAGCCCCCCUCCUACAGCACUCACCAGCACACGCGGGUGGCAGUGGAGCAGAGCGACUCUCCGGACAGUCAGCAGGCAGACCUGUGCAUCUCCUACUUGAGCAGGACUCACGAGCCCCGGCUGGAGCCGGGUGCGUCCGACUCCGGCUUGGAGCCGCCCGUGUACGUGCCUCCGCCGUCCUACCGGUCGCCGCCCCAGCACAUCUCCAACCCUUACGGGGACGACCCAGCCCCCCGGCCCGUGUGUGGUGGUCCCCGUCAGCAGCUGGCCCCGAUGGAGCUGGCCGGCUCUGGUUGUCAGGUUCGUCCCAGUUCCCCGCGAGCCGGGAGCACGUAUGGGGUGGGCCCACGCUCGCCCCGCAGCUCCCCUCGGCCGCCCCGGCCCACCACCACUUACGACAGCUCUGUUCUGUACAUUCCCUUUGACGACCCGCGGAUCCGACACUUUAAACUCUCCCACCCCCAGGGUUUCUGUCAGGAAACAAGGGUUGAGGAGAAGUCCUACAGCUCCCGUCCCAGCACGGUCCCCACAGCUGCGUCCGGACGCCGUCAGCACGACGGUGCCAUCCUGAGCUCACAGAUGGCGACGGCCCUGCCGGGCAGCGUGAGCGGCUCCAUCACCGCCGAGCCCAGUCCCCAGUGGCCGUGGGGCCAGCUCCCCAGGGAUGUGGAGAACGGCGGCUUUCCUGACCACAGAGACCACGGCGCCACAAGAGGACAGUGGCCUGCUGUGGGCCGCGGCCAGCGUGGACACACAGAAGGCCCAGCCUCCUCCCCAAGCCCACAGGGCGAGAGUACCUGGGAAACUCGAACCAAGCUCAAGAAGUUUGAAACUGGGAUUCAGACCAAGAAAAGUUCAAAGAAAAAAAUGAACGAGACGAUAUUUUGUUUGGUUUCCAUCCCAGUUAAAUCCGAAUCACAUCUGCCAGAUACAGAUACGAACAACAAUGACUUAAAACAGGGCAGCGAGAAAAAGAAUGGGCUCGAUAAGACCGCGGCUUUGCAAGAACAGAGUCUGCUGAGCCUGUCUUCCACCGACCUGGAGCUACAGGCUCUCACAGGAAGCAUGGCUGGGAGAACAGAGUUCCAGAAACAAGAUCUGGGGGAACCAGAAGAAGGCAAACAAACAGAUGACCUCAGAUUCAUUCCCCCUGCAAAACACAGAGACCUCAAGUAUUCUGGCUCAUGGCCAGGGCACCAGUACCGAGAUCAGCAAACACAAACCACUUUCACCGAGGACUCCAAAAGCCCACAACACCCCCCUGCCGAGAAGCCGGGAGGGUCCCCCAAAGCCGUACUGACUCCCAGAUUUUCAGACCCCGUGGCCUCUGAUGCUCACGUGCCCGUGGCAUUAGCUUCCAGAGACCAGAACCAGGGGCCAAAGGCCCCUGCCCUCAAAGGUCAGAUGUCCCUGAGCCCCUCCAGCAAUAGCGCUUUCUCGAGAACUAUGUCCUGCACACACCAAGCACCCGCUCAGGGUCAGGACGACGUGGACGGCCGCGGCCGCGGCACCAGCCCCAGGCCCCGGGGCGAGGUGGUGAAGGGGGCGACCACGGGCCCCUGCAACAGCAAGCAGCCGUUCGGGCAGUUUCUCCUGAAGCCGGUGAGCCGGCGCCCCUGGGACUUGAUCAGCCAGCUAGAGAGUUUUAACAAGGAGCUUCAGGAGGAGGAGGACAGCAGUCAGAGCAGCAGUGGCAGUCGCAGUGGGGACAGUGACACAGAGGGGCCGUGCGAAGUCCACGCUGAUGUCCCGAACAAGACGUGGGGCUUCGGUGAAGACAGCCGGGCCUGGAGAGCUGAGGAGCCCCGAAGGAGGCCGAUGCUGGACGAGCCCGGGGCCCGGACGGGGAGAGUGAAGAGUAAGUCUGAGAGCUGGAGUGACGAGCAGAAGCCCAGCUGGUCCCCGGCCCCGCCGCUGUCCCCGGGCCCCGCCACAGUGGGCGGCAGCAGGGGUGCAGCCUCGCUGUGGGUGCACAGAAGCCUGGGCGUGGAGGAGGGCCACCAGGAGGUUGAGCACAGAGCGAACAAGCUAGCGGACAGUCCGGGUCCGCUGCACGGAGGGACAUCUUCUAGGUCAAGUGACACAAAACCAGUGCCCUCGUCGGAUCCGGCUGAACUGUGGCCGCCCCAGGGAGGUGAGGAGCUGCCGGCCGUUUCCAUCUCGGCGGAGCUGAGCGCAGCAGCCCCUCGGAAGGCGGGGGCCGGAGGGGAGAGGAGCCCGCCGCCGCAGCUCUCUCUUGCCAGCAAACCCCGAGGACUCUCGGCGCCGGACUUGAGGUCUGUGGGGCUGCCGCCCACACGAGAGCAGAGUGCCCAGAAAUUAGAUGGGUUUUUAGGGGAAGCGAGUGCAAUAGAAAUCCCCCCGAAUGAGUCCCUUCAAGCGAGGGCUGCAAGGAUCCUGGGCAUCGAGGUGGCCGUGGAGUCCCUGCUGCCAGGCACCAGGAGAACGGGACAGAACCAGCACCCCGAGCCUGAUGGGCGUGCCCUCGGGCCGGAGGCCACCAGGGAGGAGUCUGUGUCCAGCUCAGUCCCGCCGGAUGACCCCCCGCUGUCUACUGACGCCUUUUAUGGCAGGAGAAAGUGUGGCUGGACCAAAAGCCCUCUCUUUGUCGGGGAGAGGGACAGUGCCCGUUGGGCUCCCCUGGCCUCUGAGUACUCCAGCAUGGACAGGACCGUCCCCAGCGAGGCCCCCAGCCCCGAGCCUCAGCCCAGCCCCCAGGAGCCCCAGCCCUUCAAUCACAAGGAUGUGGGGACAAAACCACCCUUCAGGUCCACGCUGUUCCAUUUUGUAGAAAGGACCCCAAGUGUGCCAGGCUCCGAAAAGCGGCUCAGAAGCACUUCCAAAGUGAUCGAAAGUUUACAAGAGAAACUGGCCUCCCCCCCGAGGAGGGCAGACCCUGACCGCUUGAUGAGGAUGAAGGAGGUGAACUCCGUGUCUCGGAUGAGACUCCUGAGCUCGCGGAGCGCGGACUCCGUGGACGAGGCCGAGGACCUGAAGGCCGAAAGGGGCCCCCGGGUGCCGCCUGGAGGCCCGGUGUCUCUGAAGGCCGGGAACAGCCCCCCUGUGUCCAGUGGCGGCUCCCCGCUGGAAGAAGAUGGGCAUCCGUCGGCACAGAGGGAGGAGAAGGACGUCCUGCAGGACUUCUGGUGCCCAGAUUCCUAUGACCCUAGCAGAGUGGAGAGGGUGUGAGGAGAUGCCAGUGAAGCCCGAGAUUGCUAGAGUUUCCUCACGGGGUGUCGUCUGGCCUGCCGGCCCGUCUCGCCCCCAUGUCGGCUGGAGCCCGUUGACCUGUGUAUGCGGUCACAGCCUCUCCCGCUGCCACCAAGAAACUCCUCAUCUCUCCAGAGUCACUUUGUGGAAAUAAAGCCGUAGUCCGUUGAAACCAUCUGCUUUCAUAAUAUGAAGAGUUGAUACCUAUAUUUAGAAAGGAGCCACAGAAACUCUCCUUAAUGAUGGACUUAGCCAAGCUGGUAAAUAGUUUGGUGUUAAUCUGGUUCUAUGUGAAAAUUCAGACGUGAAUGAUUUUGAAAGGACUCUGAAUGUCAUAAAUCCCCCUCUGCAUCUCUACGGCCUGUCAUCCCUGCUCGCGCUAAGGAGUUGGGGACUUGGGCCAGCUGCCUGGCGUUCCAGCACUUUGAGUUGAGGGGAAAUGGAUGAGUAUAUACGACCCGUUUCUAAUCAGUCUGGUCUUCUGCUGCUGCAAGUAACUCUAUUUAUAAGUAACUUGCCAUCAGAGAAUAAAAGCAAUAUCUUUUUAAGUUCCUAAAAGAUUAAAACUUGUACCAUAAUGUACUCAGAGUAUUAUUUUAUCUGGCGUUGAAAUACUUUGAUCAUUCGCAAACACGCCAUCGUCUGCUUUGCCCUCAGUAUUAUCUAUUUUUAUGUUCUGUAUGGAUGUUCAGAAAUUCUUUGUAUGAAAAAUAAUUGCUGGUUUAAAAUAGACCAUUUUAACAAAGUAACUAUAUUUCUUUUUACCAAAAAAUGCUAUUUUUCUAUGAUGUAAACAAUUGUGAGGUGGCAGAUUUUUAAGGAAGUAUUAUUUUAUUUAAGAGUCUGUGUCCCUUUGUGUGAGAGAAGCCCAGAAGGGGUUCAUGUCUGUUUUAAAGCACACAUCCCUUACCUCUUGACAGCCCAGCUCCUUUCCUCUUGUCUUAGAAAGAGAUGUCCGUAUAGACAUUUUACAGGGUUAACAAAAUGAACUUUUCACAAAGAUGCUUUUGCAAAUGUAGCUGUAAGGUGGUGAUAUUUGAAAAUAACUUGCUCAAAACCAGCCAACACCCUUACAACUCUUUUUGCUGCCAUAUCCACUAGAAUUACCAAAAAACAGCUUCAUCUCGGAAUGUCUGUGGGGCUCUCCCCUGAGAGCAGACUUUCCUCCUCCCCCCACCCCCUGCCCCGUUACCAUAUAUUGUAUUUUUGUCUAGAAUGAUCCUUAAUUAUUAGUCUCUGCAUAUAUUUUAAAAGCGCCAGAGACAUUAUAUAUAUGCCAUUACAAAAUUACUACGAGGCCUGUGUAUUCAACUGUGUUUACUGUUGCCGUAGCCUGCACAAACUGACGCAUUUUUAUGCGUUUGCCCCUUCUUUCCAAGUAAGGUGUCUUGUUAGCUAACACUUCCUGAACGGUUUCUUGUUGCUUUCCUUCCUCCUUCCCUCGCUUUUCUUUCCUUCCCUCUUACUCUCUCUCCCCAUUUCUUUCUCUCUCUUUUUCUUUGAGAAACCACCUUAUCUAUUUUUAGACGUUUCAAAUUCCUAAAAUGUGAACUGUUGGGUGGUCCGCAGUUUGGCCCGCAAAACAACUCUGACUGGCCUGUUUUUAUCUGUACCAUAUGACUUUAUUUCAUAAGAACUUCAUGUCUUUGGACUGUAAUAAACCACACAGAAUCGAAGUCAUACUGAACAGUCAUUUCAAAUACACUUAUCUGUACUCCUGGUUCUUACUCUUGCUUCUUUCCAGAUUUUGGCUCUGGUGAAAAGCUCUAGGAGGCUCUUGCUUUCCCAGCAAAUGAGAUGGGCCAAGUCUCAGCGUUUGGAGUGGCGGGAACUUUUUCCUAAGAAACAUUUAAUGGGGAAGAGGUCAGUCUGUUAUAGUUGGUGAAUCACUCAAGUCAUCUGUAGACUCAAAUGCAGGUGGCGACCUGGAGGUCUUCGUGGGGUGCGCCUCCCUCCUUCAGCUGCAAACGGGAGAACGUAUUUGUAGACGGACCUACCCACGGAGACACAUGCAUGCACAUAUACAUGUCUGUGAACGCUGUCCUGACUUCCUUUAUAAUUUGUUGAUCGCAUCUAAGAAGUUCUUUUAAUGAAAAUAACUAAAUUUUAGCUUAUUCCUUAGGAGAAAGAAAAGGAUCCUGAAGAGAAAAAACAGGGUAACCUAAACCUACAUAUAUCACAAAGCAAAAUAGGAUACCCUUUCAGUUUCUAUCCUAAAUUGUACCAUCUUUCUGAAACCAUUCUGAAUUCAGUUGAAAUUAUCAAUAUUUAUACUUUGAACCUUAAUUUCUAGAUUCCAGCCUGUAUAUACAUCUUGUGGUGUGUGUGUUGGUGGGGGGGGGAUAACUUUGACAAUUUGACUUUUAAGCCUGCACACUCUGAGGUAAAUAAUACGUUCUCUAAUCCAAAAUAGCUUUCCCAAGAAGUUUUGAACUUAAUGCUAAUUAUUCUUUUAUUAUUACUACUUCUCAUGCUUAUAUAAUUCUCCAUUAUUAUUUGUGGCUGGAAAAAAAAAGUUCUCGUAUUCUGUGUUUGUCAUUGUUUUUCUCCUACGUAUGCUAACUGUUGGUGUUUCCUGAUUUGGGGCUCACUAUAAUUAAAUUUCUACCUUUGGCCAUUCGGACUCAAUGUUACAUGAGGAAUUGCACAUGAAAUGUAUUUGUACUUUUUGAUUUACAACAGAAGGGAAAGCAGGUUGGUAAUAGAGCUCUAACUGGCUUGCUUUGAAGGAAAUUUUGAAAUUACCAAAAACCAAGUAUCUUCAUUAUACCAUUUUCAACCUUAGGUCCCUGCCGGCCGCAGGAAACUGCCCGCGCAAGGGGCACCGCUCCUGCUACAUCUGCCAGAACACUUGUCCGUGUGAAGGUUUUGAUCUGAGUGCAGUUUCUAAGUCGAACCUUUUCUAUGUGACCGUUGGUUGAAGUGUCGUGGUUAAUGGAAGUUCUAGUGCGUGAACUCAGAUGACUCUGGAGCUCGACCCUGACCGCGUUGUGCAGCGGCAGGAUGACAGCCCCCGGUGGCGGGUUGGCUUUGGGCUCCUGAGGAGGAAGGGUACAGCCGACCUGCUGCUGACACGACUACUUCCCAGCUCUCAGCAGAAAGGACUGAUGGAGAAUAGGAUGAAGCCCCCAUUUCAUCUGUGACCCUCGCCACAAAGACCGUGUUUGUGUGUCUUGGCUGUUUUGCUUUGUUUGUUUUGUUUGGUGAAGUAGGACACAAUUAGUGUCAGGUUAGCAGCUCUUGGAAAGUGACCAGUACAGCCGAGCUCCCAGUCUCUAAAGAGCUGGGCUCAGAGCAGCCCUCCUGGUUUCCCGAGUUCUCACGACCAGUCACCGCCGUGUCCAGGCCACUUUCUACUAGAUCUAUCUGUGCUCGAGGGAUGGCAUGAGUCUCCGGCUGCAGCCUUGCAGGCUUGGGGGAUUUUUGCAUUGGUUUUUACUUUCGUUUGUAACUGCAGAUUCUGUACAUCUGUUUGUGGGAGGAGGGUUGCUACUUAGGACAGGAUUUAAGAGACAGAUUCCAAGUGACCUUUAAGAGUCUGCAUGUUGGGAGGUCCUGUUCCAGGAGCGUGGGCUGGCCCACUCUGGGACCCACCAAGCAAAGAAGGAGGGGGAUGGUUUAAAAAAAAAAAAAAAAAAAAAAGGUUAAAGAGAGAAUAGGUCUCUAGCCUUCACACUUUAUUUAAAAAAAAAAAAAAUCAGGGAAGGCUACAGUCCCGAUUGAGGCCUCUUCAAAAGGUCAAUAUGGUCUAGCCAGCUGCCCAUUGAAACAGUCCUUGGGUUCAUCAGCAGUGUGGAGAGGCGGGCAGAGUGCCUGCAGAUUCCUGGCUUUGACUUUCGAGAGCCCCUGUCGCAGUUGUGUUUAUUACAGAAGACAGGGAGGUCCUUGUUCUGUGGCCUCAGCUCAGUGACUGAAACUUGAACCCAAAGGCAAGUCCAGACUGUCCAACCGUUCAUCCCACUGCCUUGAUGGGGGCGGGGGGAGUGGUUGAGGAGGAAGAACACCCCAUAAGGUGAUCCAUCCCCUCUCCAUACAGAAGCCCGGCCUGCGGGGGCUGCAGCUCCACCAGCGGGGCGAGACUUCUCCCCUUCACCCCACCCUGUGGCAGGGCCCACAUAUGUGACACUCGCUGUCACGGAGCAAGAGAGAGACAAAAGCAAGUUCAAGUUGAGAAGCAUAUGGCAGAAAUUAGAAAUGAAAACCGUAUGUCCUAGCCAGGGAGAAAAACGGGAACCUACAGAUUAUAAAAAUCGAUGAGUUACUCUCCACUUGGGUCAGCUGAAAUUUGAGUCCUCGAGCUCGGCCCUGUCAGGAAAGCUAAACAGAGGCAUCUCAAAGAAAAAAAAACAAAACAGAAGAGAGCCAAAGAUACCUUCCCAAGUGUGGUGACCACAAAGGCCUGGAACCCCACAGAAGCUCUGUAUGUGCCCAUCAUUUCUUUGGGCACCACGAAAGCAGAAGGAGGCAGGCAGAGAGGAUCCCAGGAAGAGACACAACGACGGGUCACAUCCAGUCACCAGCUGUGGCUCGCCACCUCCAGAUCGGGCAGCACCAGAGGCCGUAAGAUGGCGAGAGGUGGAGAUGGGUGAGGAGAAGUCAUGAUGCCAACAAAGCCCAGAUGAAUGUCCCUGGGGAGCUCUUGUUUCUCUGCACAAUGUAAAGACUUGCUAGUUCCGGAUGGUUGGCCCACUCAGUAGCACACGUAUUCCAAAUAAACAUUUUACAUGAAAGUA
Molecule: messenger RNA, 9072 nt
Organism: Neogale vison (American mink)
Lineage: Eukaryota; Metazoa; Chordata; Mammalia; Carnivora; Mustelidae
Gene: JCAD
Product: junctional cadherin 5 associated
Exons: 5
Coding region: 239-4318 (1359 amino acids)
Biological process (GO): positive regulation of blood vessel endothelial cell proliferation involved in sprouting angiogenesis
Cellular component (GO): adherens junction; ruffle membrane
Source: RefSeq, a predicted model, not a curated record